Messenger RNA from Colletotrichum destructivum, 2068 nucleotides. RefSeq names its product Putative HAD-superfamily hydrolase,subfamily IIIA, polynucleotide kinase 3 phosphatase. Gene Ontology annotation, biological process: DNA repair. The record is from RefSeq and is a predicted model, not a curated record. The transcript has 7 exons. NCBI's taxonomy places the organism in Eukaryota, Fungi, Ascomycota, Sordariomycetes, Glomerellales, Glomerellaceae. The coding region runs from base 115 to 1569 and encodes 484 amino acids. Gene Ontology annotation, molecular function: ATP-dependent polydeoxyribonucleotide 5'-hydroxyl-kinase activity; polynucleotide 3'-phosphatase activity; double-stranded DNA binding.
AUGGGAGACAGGCUGCAGGCAGGAGCUGUCUGUCGUCUCUCUGCCUGUCUCUGUUCCUGAUUCCGGCCCCACCAAAGGCAAGUUCGUACCUAGGUAGCUUUCUUCAAGCACCCGAUGUUCAGCUGUUCGCGCCUCGAUGUCUGGACCGCUUUGACGCAAACCAACACCAAGACAUUCUUCCUUCUGUUUGGAACCCCAACAUUACGCACAAGUCGGGCAAUGUCAUCGUCCACUUCCUCAACCGCAAAGCGGCAACAGAGAGACUCCAUCUCGCCGCCGCCGGCCAAGCGGAAGGUUCAGAGCGGCACAACCAUCGCAAACUUCUUCAAGCCAUCGUCCCAGAAGCCGAAAGACCGAACGAUUUGGACCGAACGCGCCCCGAACGAUGAUACCCCCGCAACUCUGCUUGUCGGCCGCUACGAACCAGAGCAACCCCCCACCGAAUCCGAGAAGAGGAACAAGGUUGCUGCCUUUGACCUGGACUCCACCCUGAUCGCAACAGCGUCUGGCAAGAAACAUGCCGACGCUGCUGUGGACUGGAAGUGGUGGCACCCGACUGUUCCCGGGAAGUUGAGGGAGAUGUACAACGACCAGGGGUAUCGCAUCGUGGUCCUUUCCAACCAAGCCGGUCUUGUUCUCCACGCCGACCCCAAAGCCAAGACCCCGAAAUCGACCAAAGACCGAGUCUCCGCGUUCAAGCAAAAGGUCAAUGCCGUCCUGACCCAGCUCGACAUCCCGACAACUAUAUACGCCGCAACUGAGAAGGAUAUCUACCGUAAACCGCGGCCGGGGAUGUGGAAGGAGCUUUGCGACGACUACGACCUGGUUGACCAAGUCGACCUGAAGCAAAGCAUAUUCGUCGGUGAUGCAGGAGGUCGCAUAGCUGCUUCGAAAACCGCAAAGGACUUCAGCUGCUCUGAUCGGAAUUUCGCUGACAACGUUGGCAUCGAGUAUCAGACACCGGAGGAGUUCUUUCUAGGCGAGAAGCCAAGAAGUUUUGUUCGAGAGUUCGACGUUGUCCACUACCCAUAUCCAGAUGACUCCGAGUCCUCCGGAACAGAAUCUCUCUUCGACAAGAAGAACAAACAGGACAUCGUUCUGUCUUGCGGUCCGCCUGGCGCUGGCAAAAGCACGUUUUUCUGGAAGCACCUGAAGCCACUGGGAUAUGAACGGAUCAAUCAAGACAUAUUGAAGACUCGAGAAAAGUGCGUCCAGGCUGCCAAAGAACUGCUGGAGGGCGGACAAUCUGUCGCAAUAGACAACACCAACGCGGAUCCCGAUACGAGAGCGGUCUGGGUUCAGUUGGCACAGAAGCACCAGCUACCCAUCCGAUGCCUGUGGUUCAAGACACCGCUACAUAUCUGCGAGCACAACGACGCCGUGCGGUCCAUGAAUAAAAUUCUCAAUCCCGAGUCUCGGACUGCUCUGCCAAAAAUGGCCUUCAAUGGCUUCAAGUCACGCUUCAAGGAGCCGAAGAUGAAGGAGGGCUUCCAGGACAUCAUCGAGGUUGACUUUUCUUUCCGAGGAACUAAGGAAGAGCAUGAAGCCUGGGCCAAAUACUGGCUGUGAUAGCCCAGAUGGAAUGAUUCCGGAGGGUCUUAACGACACUCGACACGUAUGUCGUUUCGCUCGUCGAUAGCAGCUCCGGGUAGAUUAUUAGCGCGGGUUUCCGAGGAGUCAUCCUAGAGAAUAUCAUUCCCGUAGGCCUUUUAUACUGCCGACACAGUUGCGCCCUUCACAACACAUUUCACUACUCUCGAGAUUGUCUCUUUGAAGCAGGCUGCUGCAGGCAGGCCUUGUCUCUCUGUCGGAUCCAUGACCCUGUCUCACAUUCCAUUCGCGCUUACUGAAUGGGAACAGAUGCCUGCAAUACAACCCAUAAUAUAUCUUGCGGGGCAUCGAUGUCAGAGCCAGACACGCCAUAUUCCCUUCCUUGCAGGACUUGGUGCCAACCUCAAGGGGGGUGGGGGGAAGCAUUCCUCUCCCCGCUUCUUCAAGCAUCUCAUCUACGCAUCCGCAAGUUUGCAAGUAGGCCAUCAAACACUCCCUCCUAUUGCUGCGGUCCAAC